GCGGCCCGGGGCCAUCCCGCCCCCUCCCGUCACCGUCCCGCUGCUCCCGGCACUGCCCCGAAAUGCCGCUGUUCAGCGUUCCCAAAGAAGUGGCUGUGGGAACGGCGAUGCUGGGGAUCGCCUUUGCCACGGGGAUGCUGGCAGGUAAAAGAUACCCCUCCUUAGUUUUUGGGACACCCAAAUCAUCCAAGAGCAUUAUUGGGAAAAACAGUCCUCUCUGGCAAUACAUACUGGAUCACUCUUUGCGGGAACACCCAGUUCUAAAGAAGCUGCGACUGCUCACUGCUGAUCAUCCCUGUGGUAAAAUGAUGGUGUCCUGUGACCAGGCUCAGCUUAUGGCAAAUUUGGUCAAACUCAUUAAAGCCAAGAAAGUUAUUGAAAUAGGUGUUUUCACAGGUUAUAAUACCUUGAAUAUGGCACUUGUCCUGCCAGAUAAUGGCAGAGUUAUUGCCUGUGAUAUAAAUGAGGACUAUGUCAAAAUGGGAAAGCCACUGUGGAAAGAGGCAGGAGUGGAGCAUAAAAUUGACCUGCGGAUUAAACCAGCAAUUCAAACACUUGAUGAAUUGCUGGCCAGUGGAGAAGCAGAAACCUUUGACUUUGCUUUCAUUGAUGCAGAUAAAGAAAGCUGCAAUGAGUACUAUGAAAAAUGUUUGCGCCUCAUAAAGAAAGGAGGAAUAAUAGCUAUUGAUAAUGUCCUCUGGAGUGGAAGAGUGCUAAAACCAAGAAAGGAUGAUUUGGCAACCCAGAGCAUCCACUACCUCAAUGAGAAGCUUCUCAGAGAUGCACGAGUCAGUAUCAGCAUGCUUCCAAUGGGGGAUGGAGUCACAUUAGCAUUCAAGUUGUAACUGGAGGAAGCCCAGCAGAGAGGAAACAACAAGCAGCAUCAAAUCAUUAUGAAAAACACAGGUGGAGCAGGAUCAAAAAAUGGUUAUUUAACCUAUAUCUCCAUUGGAUAGCAUAGCCUGGUAGACUCUAGGAGCAGCAGAAUCAUAAGGGCAGCUAAGCUGAGAAGAGAGACUUAUUUUGAGAUCUACUAUGGUUUCUCGUUUUAAUUGUAAUAAAGUAAACAUACACAA
Apus apus (common swift) is the source of this 1076-nucleotide messenger RNA. It is a transcript of the gene COMTD1, whose product is annotated as catechol-O-methyltransferase domain containing 1. Gene Ontology annotation, molecular function: S-adenosylmethionine-dependent methyltransferase activity; O-methyltransferase activity. The transcript has 7 exons. The record is from RefSeq and is a predicted model, not a curated record. Lineage: Eukaryota; Metazoa; Chordata; Aves; Apodiformes; Apodidae. Bases 63 to 845 code for a protein of 260 amino acids.